Messenger RNA from Suillus clintonianus, 1024 nucleotides. RefSeq lists its product as uncharacterized. Bases 52 to 933 code for a protein of 293 amino acids. NCBI's taxonomy places the organism in Eukaryota, Fungi, Basidiomycota, Agaricomycetes, Boletales, Suillaceae. The record is from RefSeq and is a predicted model, not a curated record. The transcript is spliced from 6 exons.
AGCCAUCAUCCAAGCGACAGUACAGGAGGUAGAGUAUAAAAGCUGCACAACAUGUCUGAACAACUCUUCAAGUCUUUUGCUAUCAUCGGCGCCGGACCCAACACCGGCAUUCAUAUCGUGAAGGCCUUUCUCGCCAUUGGCACCCCACUUCUCGUCAUCGCCCGCCCAGGCUCCACAAACGUCGCUGCGCUCCCUACCGACGAUCCCCACCUAAAGCUUGUGCGCGCAGACUACACAUCUGCAUCUGAGAUCUCCACAGUGCUCCGCGAGCACAAAAUAGACGUUCUCAUUUCGACCGUCACACUUGUUUUCGGAGGCGUAGUUGGCCAGAACAUUCUCGCCGACGCUGCCAAGGAGGCAGGCGUGAAGCUCUUUGUCCCCAGCGAGUUCGGUAUCAAACCGCAACUAUCCAAAGGUGGUUUAGCUUUCCAAAAGACUGACUUCGCAGCUUAUGCGAAUUCAAUUGGAUUGCCAACUCUCCGUGUCUUCAACGGAUUGUUCUACGAAUUCGUACCCUGGCUCACCGCGCUCGCUGACACUGGCAAGUUCCAUAUCGUGAACAAAGGAGAAACACCAGGGUCCUUCACUGCAGUAUCCGACGUCGCUGGAUACGUCGCUCAUAUCCUUACUACCCAACCUCCAUCUCGUCUACUUGAUGUUCAAAUUCAAAUCGAGGGACAACGCGCAACGCUCUCGGAGAUCGGUGCAUUGUAUAAAGCCACUGUACCUGUGGUAUAUUGCGAUGCUCUUCCUACGGAAGGUGUGGUCAACGCGCACUUCCGUACGUUCUUCCAGAAGCAUAUUGGGGCCGGGGGAGGAAGUUGCGGGUGGAACCCUGUGACGGAGUCGGACGACCCGGAAUCGGCUAGCAGGGACAACUCGUUGUGGGAGGGGCACCACUGGUUGACUGUUGGGGAGGCUCUUGGACUGUGAUUGGACUCCGCAACUUACUCACAUAAUUUAUGUUUUCCUACCAGCAGUUAACUUAUCACUAGAAUCGUUAGAUCAUGCACGAAUGAAGAUA